CGAUGUGGCAGACUGCGCUAGUUUCGUCCCUUUUGCAGCGAGCUUUUUUUCCCCCAGCAGUGCUACUAUUUUAACGGAUUCCACGCCGGACUCUGACAACACAACAUGUGGCAAGUGCUAGACACAACAAUGCGUCAGGGAAACGAAAGCUCUCUCCCGAUGGAGAUGUGCUCCAACUUCGACGCCGACGAAAUAAAAAGGCUCGGCAAGAGGUUCAAGAAGCUAGACCUUGACAAUUCCGGAUCCCUGAGCAUCGACGAAUUCAUGUCCCUCCCAGAGCUCCAGCAAAACCCCCUAGUACAGCGUGUAAUAGACAUAUUUGACACAGACGGCAAUGGGGAAGUAGAUUUCAAAGAAUUUAUCCAAGGAGUGUCGCAAUUUAGCGUUAAAGGCGACAAGGAGUCAAAGCUGAGAUUUGCCUUCCGGAUUUACGACAUGGAUAACGACGGCUUCAUCUCCAAUGGGGAGCUGUUCCAGGUGCUCAAGAUGAUGGUCGGCAACAACCUCAAGGAGGCCCAGCUGCAGCAGAUCGUCGACAAGACCAUCCUGUUUGCCGACCGUGACGAGGACGGCAAGAUCUCCUUCGACGAGUUCUGUUCGGUUGUUGGCAACACAGAUAUCCACAAGAAGAUGGUGGUGGACGUUUGAUGGCCCGUCGCGAAGGCGUGCCCGUAUCUCGACGACUUGAUUUUAUCGCGGCCCGUUUUCCCCUUCCGGAACACUUCAAACGUGUGCUCCCUUGUUUCCUGCCGUUAUCUCUGCUCCAGUCGAAGAGGAAAGCCGAUGAUGAUAAGCAGCGGCAGGUCCGCGACCCGCAGCCGCGUGUGACACGGAAUGCAGACGCGAAGCGACCCGGAGUUUCCGGCGCACGCACGCCGCUGGGCGGAAACUUGGCGCUGCUUUCGCCGCGUUGCGACAAGCCUUGUAGUCGGCCUGCGCUGAUUUCAUUGCGUGGCGGCCACGUUGGUGAACGGUGAUUGCCCUCCCACUUUGCCCGCUUAUCUCGAAGAUCGUGGCAAAAGAGAUAAAAGGGAGUUGCGCCGGCUUAACCGCCUGCCAUGACGUCAUGUGCAAGCCAUCCGAGAUGGAGAUGCGGAGGGAUUUUACCCUUAAAAUGCUGUGUCGCACGAUGUCGUCGUUCUAGCUCCGCAGCUCGCUUCACUUGUGACAAAUCAAAACGCUGGGUCCUGGCUGACUGUAGUACGCUUGCGUUAAAGUCGAGUUCGAUUUAACUGAGAGCUGUGUGCUGGUAGGCCUGUACAAUAGAAAUCGCUUUGUACUGUGAUGUGCCGUAGGUUUUUUUUUUAAAACAGCAAUGUCGCUCGCCAGUUACCGUUUUGCCUGUGGUCUAGAUGGCUCAUGAACCAGAACUCGCCAGUUGUGCAUCCUGUGAAACCUCUAAAAAUAAGUUAACUGGCCAAAUUCAAAUGUCUGCAAGCUGCCACGUCACCUGUGGCGUGAGAUGUGAAAUCUAUAUGAUGCCAGAGAUGUGCCUCACCGUUGCAGUUUUUCUGUCUUGUUCAUAGGGGGUGCAUAUGUCGGCUAGUUCGUAACUGACCAUACUUUAAUGCAUUGCGUUUCACAGUUGAUGGUGGCAGGGUUUGCAAACUCAGAUGUGAACUGCAACGUAGUGAGCAGGAGGUGCAGUCUGCGCUGUUUGUAAGCUGUGGAAAUGUGUCGGCCACGGCACAUGGACAGCUACACGGAAAUUGAUACCAAGGCAUCGAAGAGAAGCACAAGGGGCGUCACCUCAUCAGUGUGCAAGAAUUCGCAUGAUCGGCCGAUAGCAGCGCCAAAAUCCAGCCGCGUGCGUCAACUCCGCGCGUCUUAUCUGGUUUGAUGCACGCUUAGAUAUAUGCAUAUAUAUUCUGAAUAUCGCAUCGAUAAGGAAUUCAGGUAUAAACGGCUCUUCCUGGCCAACUGCUGGUUCGUUAGUGCUCAGAUUUCGCAUAGGUGGGGCAUUUCAAGGUGAAAUUUAGUUAGUACCAUGUUUGAUGUAUAUAUCUGCUUCAUCUUGGAUGAUUGCCAAGUGUGCAGUACACUUACAGCAAUGCCAGACAGUAAAAAUUUUUUCUCUGUAAAAGGGACAACAGCGCCAACUCUUCCAAAAAAGUGAAAUGACUGGUGCGGAGUGGAUGGUAUGAAAAAUGCUUUUUGCUUUAAUUGCAAAAGAUGAUGCCGCUGUUUCCUCAGCCUUAAGCAGACAGCGUGCAUUUUGGACCAUUCCCCAUGAAAUAGGAAAGUACUUUGUUCAAACUUGCUAUGUAAUUAAACUGACUGGAGUGCCAGCUAUGUGCAAAAUUAGAGCACUAGUAAGCUAUCGCUUCAGCUAGAGUGGCAAUUCAUACUGGGUUCCCUUAUCAGCGCGACAUUCAGCUGUAUUCAACAACAUUCAACAUUCAGCCUUGGCUCCCCUUCCUCUCUCGUAGAGGCACAACCUUCCAAGUUUCUUCACGCAUCAAGCUGGCGUCGGGUCUUGGCACAUCCUCAUGUAGCUCGUGGGUUUAGAUCUUUGGCAGCCAAUUUCUCUUUCAGUAUUAGCAUAGUUAGUGGCAGGCUAUCCAUAUUGAAAAGUUACAGUGCAGAAGAAAGACUGAUAAGCAUGACAUUUACAAACCAAAAAAACACAAUGCAGACGACAUGAACAAGCGGAGCAGAAACUGGCAACUUGUUCGUCUGCUCUUCACUUUCGUCUUUUGUUCAUGUCAUCUGCAUUUUUUUUCUCUCUCUCUCUGUAUUACAUCAUUUGAGGUUACAGUACAUACCCUUCGGGUAUCCCAUACAAGCUAUCUGUUUUUGAAGCUCAUGCAUUAUUUCAUGCAAGAAGCUGCCUCACUGCAGGUAUCACUGAGCAGACCGUGGCUGCACCAUGCGACCUGACGCCUGCUUGAUGUUCCACAAGAUAGUUCGUGUGGUGGGCGAUUAACUUGCGCUUCUUUUUUUUUUUUUUUUUUAUUUGGCAAUGCCACUUCAAUCAGGUGGGCACCAAGCCCAGCUAGCCAGCCAGCCAUUUUUUUUUUUUAUAUAUCUCACUGGUAGCACCCCCUCGUGUCUUGGGCUGGGAGUUCACCAGCCAAUGCGUGUGUUCACACUUGUACGAUCGUUUAUAGCGCGGUCGCAUUGAUGCUAGAGGGAGCGACGUAACGUGGAACUCUAGUCGGCAUGUGGCUCUCACUCCUGUGCUGCAAUAUUACUUUAGUUUUUCUGUCCUCCCCUCCCCUUGCCCUGUAAGCCUUCUUUGUGAAACCUUGUCUGGAGAGUUGCCUCUUCAACAAUGUCAGAUUAAUAUGCAGUUUUCUUUAUCUUCAUGUGCCAUGGGCGCCGCUAGAGCUUUUGUUUUAGGAUCAGCAACCAAUGUCUGAUCGCUGCUACUUUCCAUAUGCGAGUUACUGGGCUAAUUGAUAACCGUUGGCCAUCCACAACCUGGUUGGUCGGGCUGUCUCAACUAUCAAAGGGGCUCGACCUAUGUACCAGGUUAAUGCCUUUGCUUGGGCAUUAAGUGAUCCUUAUACGAAUCUGUAGCCUUCAGUGUGUUUAAAUGUUGGCAGAGGGCAAAGCUUUUUCACUGUGCGUCCACAAUGAAGUUACAUUUCUGGUUUGUUGGACAGUCGCAACAAACUUUGUGGUAAUCCCGCUUUUUGCGGGAACUUGGGAAGGACACAGUAUGUGCACAUGUUGUAUGAGUAGGGUUGAAACCUCGCUACAAUGAAAUGAGGGGCAUAUAGCAGAUGCAAAUUUGUCUCGACACCCAACCUGUGUCCACUUCAUUCGUCCUACACCUUGUGGAUUAGUUUACAGCUUUUCAAUGUCAGUUCUUGCUUGUGCGUGAGCUUCAGCAUGGAUUCUUGCACUACAUCCUUCUGUAAGUGCUGAACCUUAAAGGGUGAAGAUUGUACGCCAAAGGGUGCUCUGCAUUCGGAGCACAAGGUGGCAGGUUCAAUCACCAGUGAUAUGUGCACUUCAGUAAAGGUGAAAUACACCUGCAUACUUAAACUGUAGAUGCUGCAUGUUAAAGAACCGCAGGUGGCAAACCUUGAUUCUGAGCCUUUCUGUAGACCGAGAAUUCGCAGCACUUCUAGGGAGCAGCCAUCAUUUGCCAGGGACUGCGGAAACUGGUGGAAAGAACACCUGCGAUAACGCUGAGCCUGUUGUUCUGCUGGUGUUUGCUUGCCAUGGCUUUGUCAUCAGCUACAUCGUCAUCAAGUUGGCAACCCAGUACGAGUGCAGGUAGCUGGCGAUUGGGGCCAUGAUUAAGUGUGCCUGCACUAAACAGAUGUGCAAAAAUAACAGAUUCUGGUCUAUACAGCAUCAAUGCUCUAUCGUGUGCUUGGCUUUGGGUGCACGUUACACAACUCCAGGUGAUCAAAAUUAACCCAGAGCCACCCCACCACAGCUCCCUAUUUAGCCCAUUUGUUGCUACGGGACAUUGAACCCUAUAAUUUUAUCAUAGCUAUAUGUUUACGACAACUGACCGCAUCAUUUUAUACUGGAAAACAGGGUGACAUUACAUUGUUAAAAAAAUUACAGAACACAAACCAAAUAAUGUAGUUGCGGCCACAAACUUCCUUUAGUUGCAGGCGCACGGCUACCACUUUGGGGGUAAAAGUGUCCUUGUCUCCGUAGAUAUGCUGCUUGUAACAACACAGCCACUGCUGCUUUAUCUCAUCUUCAUUGCAGCGAGGUUUUCACAUUAUAGAAAUCCGAUUGAGCUUUGUGGUUGGUCGUGGAACGCCACAGAAAUGUCUCCAAAGGCUUAGCUUCAUGGACUAAUGCUUGUGCUGGCGAUCUCAUAUUUGCCAAUGAAGCCUUCUUGCAUCGUCUCUCGCGAGUGCAUGCUUAUAUAUUGUCAGCAUGUUAGUGCGCCUCAGGGGCUGUUCUGAGGCAUGUUUUGUACAUGUCACUUCAUAGCUUCACUCAAAACUAAGAUGGUGCGCAGGGUUUGUCCUGCAUUUGACAUCUUUCUGCGCAUAUCACAAUAUAUAUUUUUUUCUUCUUUCAAUCAUUGCUGAAUAAGUUUAGAUUGUUAGAUCACUAUGUCAGCUCUUCAUUUUCCCACCGAAAUACAAGUGCUCGCUAAAUAAUGGAUAAAAUUAUGGUUAGGCUUGCUGCAGUUGCUCAGUGGACACGGCGUUCUGGUGUAAAGCACGAGGUCGCUGGUUUGAUUCCCGGCGUCUCCUAACCCACGUGUUUUGGGAUGUUCAAUUUAUGUUUAAAGUGUUCUCCUAAAUCACUGCCAUAGUGAGGUCAUUGCGACUUUGCGGAUUUCUCGGUAUUCUUGCAUAUUCAGCUUCUGUUUACGCGGCUUGACUCCCGAAACUGGCCAGGUUGAGUUUUUUAUUUUUGAAGCACGUGAUCCUUUCUUAUUUAAGUAAAGAGUUAAGCAGCCCGAGGCAGGCAUUGUCAGAAUUUUAUUGCGUCACGAGUAUCUGGUGCGAAAAACUUCACAGUGGUGUCGCCAGUAGUCUUCUGUCAUUGCAUUGUACGUGGCACAUCAAGCCCCCUGUGACAGUAAGACUGGCCUAUUUGUAAUUUGUAGGCACUUAAACGUACCUAAGAAAUGUGCGUGAAUGUCAGUUUGUGAAUUACUUAAUUGUAAUUCUUAGUGGUAGCUUGUCAGUAUUAUUCAUUGAUUACGAUUGUCAAGUAAUCAAUGAUUUCUCUAAUGCUGAAAUAACUUCCGCCUGGCUAUGCUUUUAUGCUUUGUGCAGCCAAUUCCUGGCUUUGACGCAUAAGAUAUGGCGGCGCCCAUGGUAUGUGCAGAGUCAUCUGCCAAACUCCAGUGAUGUUAUAGUCCCGGAAGGAGUCAGUUUCCUUGGCCCAUGCAGUUUCAUGCAAAGAAAACUAGGCGACUAUCUGGCGCUCGAAGUGCUUCGGCGCUGUUGAAGCCAAUGCGUUACAAGACAAGAAAAAUAAAGCACUACCACCGCCUGGCUCAUUCCAGACAUUUCGGUCCAGCGGCUGUGAUACUACCAACGGUGUGCAUGCGCCUGUUGAGCGGCCGCAUAGUAAACUACAAUGGACAUUGGCGCCAGAUAUUUCCCCUGGCGGCCUUGUUAUGAAGCUCGGGGGUUCAGGGUCUCGCUAUUCCUGUCAUUUUUUUUUAAUUGUUUCUGCUUAUCGACACACUUUCACCUUACCUAAUCCCCCCCCUUUUCUCACUGCUCCGUCUCUUGCCAGCCACAUAUUUUAUUUUGUCUCAAGAUUCUGUGUCGUACACGUCAGCCAUCCAUAAAGGGUGUAUUCAUACUUGCAGUUAGUCGCUGAGCCGUGUCCGCUUUAUUUGCUUUAUGCACAUUGUUGCGGCACCUUGCCACAGAAACGGAGGAAAAAAAAACAAACAGUAGUUUUCGUUGUUGUUUAGCGAACACUCCGCUAUUGCGAAAUAAAUGCGCCCGUAUUCGCCCACAGGGCGGUCACGUAAUUGCACACCACCCAACGUAUCAGAGUGCUUUUUUCACGAGCCUGUGCUUCGAUUGCGAUUGGCUGUGUCAUGUGGUUUUGCUGCGCGGUAUAGCGAUGCAUCGGGGUGGAGCGUACACUCAGAUUUCCUUACUUGUUCAUGAGUUCACGUGUUCCAGAUAGCACAGAUGACGUCAUUGCCUCUCGGUCUCGCGUCUGAACUGUCACGCCAAUGCCUUGAUGCGUGUAAGCAGCGCAGACAACAAGGUCCUUCAAGGAGCGGUAUUUGGCAAUGUUCUGUUUUCUUUUUCAUUCUUCAAUUUCAUUUUUCUUCGCCUGAAUUUCGUGCGACAGAAAAUAGAGCUGGCAGGGACAGAAAGCUAAUCGUAAUACAGCCUGACAUGGUCCUUUAUUCGGUUCCUAUGCCCUUUCAUCAUUCGCCCUGCCGUUAAUUGUCGUCGGGAUCGUCCACUCGGUGCGACAAAUAACGAAAACCGAAUUGUAUCGUUACAAGCUGUGGCCCUUGGUGUUAUUUUUUGCUUGUCUCCUUAUUAUUGGAAAGAUGCACCCUUUUUUUUUGCGAUAGCAAUUAUAUGGACACUUCAAGCGUUUUUUUUUUUUUUUCGCUUUGCUUCUACUCUUCCGCUGGUGAUGAAGAGAUUGGACUGUUUCUCCUGCAGACACCGUUGAGUAACACCCCCUUGCAAGUGUGAAUACACCCUGAAAGGAGUGUCCCGUGUUUCCCUGCUUUGAAGGGCGCGCGGUGCAGCGGCCUUUCGCGGUCUCGCUUCGCCACUACCGUAGAGCACGCAAAAAUGUUGCUCUGAAUAGGACAAGUUGUAUUUGUUUUAAUUUACUGUUUUUUUUUUUCUUUCAUCGCUACAGCGCGGUUUGACGCGACGUAUAUACGAGGCGUUUUGAUGUGUGUGUGCGUGCGUGUGUGUGUGUGAGCGUGUAUUUUUUGUCCCGCAUGAAAAAAAAAAGCUAUAGACCUUAUAAAGGAGUAUGAAAAAUAAAACAGGAAGGUAUGAAUUUAUUGCAGCGCGUUGUUUAGCUCGUGAAUGUACCAUACGUCUGUAAAUACUCUUUGCCCUCAACUAAAAACUGCACUCUCCCGAA
Molecule: messenger RNA, 7518 nt
Organism: Dermacentor silvarum
Lineage: Eukaryota; Metazoa; Arthropoda; Arachnida; Ixodida; Ixodidae
Product: calcineurin subunit B type 2
Exons: 6
Coding region: 106-648 (180 amino acids)
Molecular function (GO): calcium-dependent protein serine/threonine phosphatase regulator activity; calcium ion binding
Source: RefSeq, a predicted model, not a curated record